AUGGUUUCAAUAGCAAUCGCAACACAAGAAUCAAAUGAUGAUUUCAUGUAUAAUAUUAAUAACAAUAACAAUAAAAUUGUUCCAGAUAAAAAGAAAGAAGAUGAAACUGUUUUUUCAGACAGUAUAGAGGCGAUGCUCAGUACCAUUGCCAAAGCCAUUGAAGCUUCUAAUCAGACCAAAGAUCGUGUUAUCAAUUUGCUCUUAGGAAGAACCGGUGCUGGAAAGACCACUACCACUCAUUAUCUCAGUGGAGAGAAAAUGGUUCUCAAAGAUAUCAAGACUGUUGUCGAUGUGGGAGGUGGUAUGAUCGAAACAUCGAUCAAGAAGAAGAUAGAUGUCGAAAAUCCCAAUGCCAAAGGAGGUCCCAUUGGCCAUGAGAAGAAAUCGGAAACCAAGGUAAUCUCCUGUAAAUCUACUCCAGGUGGUGAUCUCUUUGUCGAUACUCCAGGUGCUUUGGAUGACCAAGGUCCUGCCGUCGAUCUUGCUCAUUCGAUUGGUGUCACCAAAGGUCUCCAUUCAGCCAAAGCAGUUCGUCCCGUCAUUGUCCUAGACAAAGAUACAAUCUCCGCUAUUCGAGGACCAGAGUUUGGCCAGAUUCUCGAUUUCUCUUCUAAUCUAAUUGAAAGAAUCCAAGAAAGAUUGGGUUCAUUCUCAGUGUUGUUCACUCAUUAUGAUUGUAGUAAAUCAUCAGAGGUAGAAAACUACACUACAAUCAAGGAAAAUUUACUUGACCAAAUCAAAUUCGAGAAUGCAAAAGAUCAAAGCAGCAACAGAGCUAUUCUCCUACGUUUCAUUUACACAGGAGUAGCAACUAAGAUUAACUUCCUUACUGUUGGUGGCCAACCCGAAGGUGUAUAUGUUCACAUUGUAAAUCCACUCAAUCCAGAUGGUGUCCAAGAGAUCCUUUCAAUGAUUAAGAGUCGUCCACCAAUUGAGAAUCCCAGUCAAGUGUUCAAGUACAAUAUAUCUAAUGCUUCAAAGACAUAUAUUGAUAAUGAAUGUGUUACACUUCAGUACAAAAUCAGUCAGUCCAUUGAUGUUGGUGAAUAUUCACAAGCAGUGGAGUGUUUGGAUCUAAUCAAAUUGUUGGCAAUUAAACUUGACUUAAAGUCUUUGAAAGAAUCGUACAAGGUAUCUCUUGCUGGAUUUGCGAAACAUUACAAUCAACUUUCAGUUGAUGUCAAGUCAUAUCUCGGUGGUGCUUUGACACCAGCUGGUUCACUUUCGAUUGAACAUUUAGAAUCUCGUUUAUCAUCAAUCAGAUUGAUUGAUCAUCUCAUGAAAAACCGAAAGGACGAAGAGAAAACACAUUUUACAAAUGAUAUUGAAUCUUAUGAUCAUGUAGUUCAAUGUCUAUUUCAAAGUUCGAAUGAUUUUGAACGUUCAUUGAAUACAAUCACUUCAUUUGCUGUUCUCAAAGAUCAAAUCGUUAAACUUCAUUCACUUUCAGAUUUCAAUGAUGUAUUCACACCUUCCAAAACCAAUGCAAUCAAAUCAUUGACAAACAGAAUUAAUGAUUUAUUGGAAGAUACAAUCAAUGAAAUCAGAUCCCAUAAUUGGGAGAUUUCAUUCAAUUCGAUCCAAUCAAUUCAACAAUCAAAUUGUAUUCAAGAGUUUAUCAAAAUUCAAAUUGAAAAUGAAGUUCAAACUUUGAUUAGUUCAAUAAUCAAAAUAAUUGAAAUUUCAAGUGAAUUCAUUAAUCAAAUAUUGAAUAGAGAAGGUAGUCUAUCUCUUCAUGAUUUAGGUAGAGUAAGAGAUCAUUGGGCGGUAAUUCAAACUUCAUCUUCAUUCAAACCACUCAGUAAAUUGUUGGAAAUCAAAAUUGAAGAAGUUUAUUACUCUCCAAUUGUUGAUUCUAUUGCCAAAUAUACCAAUGACAUCCUUAAUAAUCUAUCAGAUCCAGCUGGUUUGGUUUCCUCUCUUGAAAAAGUUUCAAUUCUUCAAAAUUUGGAUGCAAAGAUCAAUGAUCGCACUUCAAAUUCUUAUAGAUUGGCACUUCGCACAAUUAAUGAUAAAGUUAAAUCUAUGAAGGAGGAAAUUUGUUUAUCACUCAAGGUUACUAGUGAUCAAAUUACUCUCCAAAGAUUAUUCAACAAACUUUGCGAGAUCAAAAAACUCUCACCGAUGGAUCCACAUUUUUCAGAACCUAUAUGUAUGAUAACCUACCUCCAAACCAUUGAAGAGAUUCGUCUUUUCAUUAUUGGUGUUGAGGAUGCAAUCGUUGAUUCAUUCUCUCAUAAUAAUCUUCCACUUUCAAAUUCACUCUCACAAUCACUUCACUAUCUAAUCAGACCGAUAGAAUUUGGUCAGAAUGCAUGCCAAGAAGAACAACAAUUGUCUGUUUGCAUUGAAAAUACAAAGAAUCAUGUAAAGGAAUUGGUUUCAAGUAUUUGUAAUAUCAAUUUGGAGAUUAUUACAAAUGGACAAUGGUCAACACUAUCCAAACAGCUUGAAAAACUUGCCAUUUUCAGAUAUAAUCAAAUGUGUUCUACUUCAUCAACUAUCACGACCAUUGAAACAAAGAUUGUUGAACAUUGUACAACAAAAUGGGAACAAUCAUCAAGGUAUAUCUCAUCGAACGAUUAUAAAUCGGCAUAUGAUAGUUUAAAUCAACUUCAAAGAGCAAAAAAGUUUGAUAAUAUCAAAACAAUAAUCAGUGACGACAAGUAUUCUGAAAUUGAAGAAACACUUCGUCGUUCAAUCUCCAACUUCCUUUCAAAGAUGAGAUCAUUCAUUGAUGAUGGUAAAUUUAAUGAAUUUAGACUUCUCCAACCCCAACUUAAUUGUUUAGUGGAUCUUGAACAUUAUUAUCCCUCUCUCAAUACAAUCGUUUAUGAAAUUAAUAACCAAUUUAGAGAGUAUCAGAAUGGUUUAUUGACAUCAUUUAGUGAGAAGAUCACUACUCGGAACUACUCAAGUCUCAAAGACACUUUUCUCAAUCUUCCUGAAGACUCUAGAGUUCGAGUUGAUCUUCUCACUCAAAUUAUCAAUGUUCUCAGAAAUGAUGAACAGAUCAUCAUGAUAUUUGUCAGUCAAAUCGAACAAAUGAGAGUCGAUAAAGAUAAAUUUUCUAAAUCAUUAUCCUCUUUUAAUAGUGGAUCAAUUCUAUCUUCAAUUCUCCCAGAAGAACACAAUUUCGAGAGACGGUUGAAGAAUAUCGAAGAUAUUAUCAUCAAACAGAUUAAACUCAUUGUUGACAAACUCAAAGGUUCAGUUGCUAUUCAUGAUUUCUAUUCAGUUGAUCAAUAUUCCAAUUAUAUUCAAACUCUGUGCCAACAAUUGAGAUAUUGUUUAUCAUUUGGAAAUCAAAUCAAUGAUAUUACACAUCAAGUAGACUCAAUUGUCAGAGAAUCCCUUGACAAUAUCAAUGAAAAGAUGUUUGAAGAGAAACAAUUUUUCUCGAUUUCAGCAAUCAUCAAUGGUUUGAAGAAAGUCAGCAACAACUACACUUUUGUUCUUAAACUUCAACAGAUUGAAAACUUUUUCUUCAAUCAUAUUGUAAAGAGAUCAGAUUCUGUCAGAAAAAUGAUCAAUGAUGGUCUUAUCAUUGAAGCAAGAUCGAAUGUUAAAAAUAUUGAAAGUGAUAUUCAAAAUAUUUCAGGACUAAUUGCCACAACUCAAACCUCAACUAUAUUAGAAGAAUUGAGGAACUUUGUUGCAGAAUUCGAAUCUCUUAGAUCUAACAAUAUUGCUUCUAUUAUCAAAUCAGGCAAUUUUGAUAGUAUCACAGAGAAAGAUUUGGACUCUCAAACAAUUAAGAAUCUCAAAGAUAAGAUUCUUGAAUGUUUAUCUUCAAUUCAAAGAGAUCUUUCACCACCAAGAUUUGAACAAGUUGCUGAAAAUCUAUCAUGGUUUAUCGAUUUGUGUUCCAACUCUGUCAUCUCAAAGAAAUUAGGAAAUUCAUACCAAGCUGAACUCGAUAAGAUUCAGAAACAAAUCUUAAAAAUUGCUAAAUCAUCAAUCCAAAAAAUCGUUGAUCAUCAAAAGGAUGAUAAUCUUCAAAAGGAUGAUAUAGAUCAUUACUAUUCUAUCAAAACACAUCUAUCAAAGUUCAUCAAAGAUUUCAAUGUCAUGGACCAACAUUUGAUAGAAUCAAUGAAAUCAUAUUUCAAAACAUUCUCUGAAAUAAUUUCAAGAAACAUUGAUAAUUGGAAGAAAGAUGUCAUUCCAUUUGAAAAGAAUGCAAUUUCAGAUCUUCUUUCCAAACUCAAUACUCUCAGAAGAUGUGAUAAUGCUAUCUCAGCAUGUUCUAUUUUGAUAGGAAAUGUACCCACAUACAGAAUUGCAAUCGACCAAUUGAAAUCAAAGAUUCAAAAUCGUAUCAGUACUCUCUCAAAUGAUUUGGAUAGUUCGAAAUAUGAUAAAUCAGCAUCCACCAUUCUUCUUGUUUAUGAAGUAUAUAAUCAAUUAAAUGCACAUGAUGUUGUAUCAAGCAAUGAUCAUCCACUCUUGAUUGGAAUUGGACAAUCUCAUAUGGAAAUGUUGGUAAACACAGCAAAGAGAUAUUGGGAAAGUGAUGACCUUGAAAACUAUAAUCAAACCGCUGUUAGAGCCACCAACUUUGAAAAUCAUAUGAAUCGAAUUCCUCAAAUCAAUUCAAAUACCUUGGUGAAAUCUAUUGUUGUUGUUGCCAAAAAGCAUAUCGAAGAAUACUCAGGUCAACUCCACAACAAAGAUGGCAAUGAACUUGUUCCAAGUUUGACAAAGUUAAAGGAAUUUUCUGAUAGAUCACCACUUCUCAAAGAAUUUGUUAAUUUUAAUAUUAAAGUUGUUUUGGAUCGUUUUAUAGAAGCCCAUGGAUUAGGAAAAAUUCAACAAAUUGGAAAGGAACUUGAAAUCUCUGGUCGUCUUGGAAAAGAAAUCAUUUCUGAAUUCACACAAUUCACUGCAUAUAAAAUCUCAAUGUGGAAUACAAGAUCAGCAAAUCUACCCAUUGAAUACAUCUUGGAACACAUGACCGGUGAUGAGAUUUCAAAGGAAAUAUUGAAAUCAAGUUAUGAUUCAUUCUGUGCUCAAUAUCAGACAAUUGUGGAAAGAGAAGUCGUCAAAUAUCAAGAUGCUGCCAAGAAUAUUGUCACAAAUGCAAAGAUGAUUGCAGCCAGAAUACCUAAGAAAAUACAAUCCGAGACCUCAAGAGAGAAUGUCAUCAGUUUGUUGGCUCAUAUUUUCGCAAUGUGGACUGUUUCAAAAUCUGGUGAAUCAUAUGUUGCUCUUAAAUUUGAUCCAACUGUAUUAAUUCGCCCUCAUCAUGCUCAAGUUUUGGCAAUAAUGAGAUUACUAGGAAUUGAUACGAAAGAAUCUUGGAUUAAAAGUAAAUUAGGAAUGACUGGGGGUUCACCAUUUGACAAUCAUCUCAUUGAAAUAUUGACUGGUGAAGGAAAAUCAAUCACACUUGCAGUUCUCAGUACCCUUCUUUCACUUCUAAAGUUCAAGGUUUCAUGUGUUUCUUAUAGUGCAUAUCUAUCAAAUCGUGACUUUACUGCAUUUGAAGAUAUCUUUUCACUAUUUAGUGUCACUGAUAUGAUUACCUAUUCAACAUUCGGUGAAUUGUGUGAUUCUUUGAUCAAAGAAGGUGGUGAUGUCAGAACUCUAACAAAUCAAUUCAUGCACAGCAAAUUGAAACCAGCUACUAAAGAAAAUCCAACACCAUGUUCAAGAAUUCUUUUGAUUGAUGAAGUCGAUGUAUUCUUUGGUGAUUCAUUCUAUGGUCAAACAUAUAAUCCAGGAACAUCUCUUCAGUCAGCAUCAAUCAUUCAACUUUUUGAAUACAUUUGGAAGAAUCGCAAGAACAUUACAAUUUCUACCGUCUCUAACCAAAAUGAAUACAAGAAAGUAAUGGCUGAGUUCCCCGGACAUGAAACAAUUCUUUCUCAGAAGAUUUACUCUAUGGUUAGAGAUGUCAACAGCUACAAUAUUCCAGCUUAUGAAGUUGAUAAAGUGAAUCAGAGAAUUGGAUAUCGUGAUCAAGAUGGUAUUUCAUUUACAACAACCUAUGGAUCAAAAACAGCAUUUGCAUACAUUGCUGAAUAUGAACUUGGUAAUAUCACAGAAGAGGUUAUGAAGAAAAAUCUUAAACUCUCAAUUGUUUGUGGUCAUUGGUCGUUUGCAAACAUUCCAUUCAAAUUUGAAAGAAUUCUUGGAGUUACUGGAACUUUGAAGACACUAACACCAUCUUUAAUGAAAAUCAUCAAAGAUGAUUUCAAGAUCAACAAAUAUACAUUCACACCUUCAAUCUUUGGUAAAACACAACUUGAUUACAAAGAACAAGAUCAUGUUUUGAUGGAAGAGAACAAAGACCUCUGGUACAGAAAGAUUGCUGAAGAUAUCCUUGAGAAGACAAAGAAAGAAAGAGCUGUCAUCGUUGUCUUUGAAGAUGAAAAGAUAUUGAUCGAUUUUGAAACAUCACAUUACUUCCAACAAGUUGACAAGAGUUCGAAAUUGGUUGAAAGUACAAUCGAUAGAGAUACAGUGAUCAAGAAAGCAACAACAUCAAAUCAAGUAACACUCAUAACAAGAUCAUUUGGUCGUGGUGUUGAUUUCAUUGUCAAUGAUGAUAAAGUGAUUGAUAAUGGAGGUGUUCAUGUCAUUCAAACAUUCCUUUCAGAAGAGAUCACCGAAGAAAUUCAAAUCAAAGGAAGAACCGCUCGUCAAGGUCAGAAAGGAUCAUACAAGAUUAUUCUCCAAAAACCAGAUCUUGUGAAGAUGGGAAUGACAUCAGAGAGUCUUGACAAAGGAAUCAAGAGCGAAGGAUUCUACAAGAUGAUCGAUGAGAAGCGUCAAGAAUUGUUCUCUUUGAAAUGUGAGAAACAAAAGAAGGUUGUCAGUGAAGCCAAUGAACGGGAUAACCUAUCGAACAAAUAUUUAAGUUUAAUUUGCAAUUAUAGUGAAUCCAAGAAAUCUGAAAUUUCAAAUCUAUUAUCUCAAUUCAAUUAA
Molecule: messenger RNA, 6933 nt
Organism: Heterostelium album PN500
Lineage: Eukaryota; Evosea; Eumycetozoa; Acytosteliales; Acytosteliaceae
Product: helicase
Exons: 2
Coding region: 1-6933 (2310 amino acids)
Biological process (GO): protein targeting; protein import
Cellular component (GO): membrane
Molecular function (GO): ABC-type protein transporter activity; ATP binding
Source: RefSeq, a predicted model, not a curated record